Molecule: messenger RNA, 2876 nt
Organism: Ceratosolen solmsi marchali
Lineage: Eukaryota; Metazoa; Arthropoda; Insecta; Hymenoptera; Agaonidae
Product: transcription factor E2F8-like
Exons: 6
Coding region: 870-2654 (594 amino acids)
Biological process (GO): regulation of transcription by RNA polymerase II
Cellular component (GO): RNA polymerase II transcription regulator complex
Molecular function (GO): DNA-binding transcription factor activity, RNA polymerase II-specific; RNA polymerase II cis-regulatory region sequence-specific DNA binding
Source: RefSeq, a predicted model, not a curated record
UUUUUUUUCGUUUUUUUUUUUUUUUUUUUUAAAACGAUUAACGUUAUUGUAUUAAACUGGAAAAGGUGUAUUGAAAAUCGAUUCAAAACCAAAGUAUAAGGUUUAAAAAUUUAUGACAGCACCUCAAAUACGAAUCAUCUCUUCGUCGUAUAACAUCGCCAUGUUGGACAUUUAAAGAUGGCGCACGAAGCAGCAAAUUACGUUCUAACCUUUCCCUGAAAUUUUUUGGCGCCGGCAAUUUGCGCGCACCGAAUGUAUUCUACCUUGUAAUGCAUAGCGUAUUGUAGAAUGGUAGUAAAUUAUUAUCAAGUAGGUUCUCUACACUUCUCGCUUUAUAAUUAUUUAAUCAUUUAUUUAGAGAUUUCAUUUAUCGUAGCCUUUAAAGUUCAUUAAUAUCCGAGGAAUUUUUCGUAAAAUGUAGCCGAAAACUCCAUCGAUUCUCCUUGUUAUCCAAAUGCAUUAUUAAACCUUGGCGCUCAUUGACAACAUCUUACAAUAAUUGUGAAAUUAUUAUUGACCUAUAUGUGAUUAAUGUAAAAUCCCUUUAAAUAUACCUUUUAAACGUCCGUAGACAAGUUUUUGACAUAUUUUACACUGAUUUUAAUCGUAUUUUCCACGACGCCGGUAUUAAUUGCCCCAAACAUUCAUGUUUCCCAUUCGGCGCAAGAAGGAGAAAAGGAGAAAAGGCGAUAACGUUAGAUAGGAGCACGCGUGGCUUUUUACAUGGUUCUGCCUACGAGGGCAUACAAGCAGCACGGAUUUAAUAAAAGAUGGACGGAAUGUCGAACUCGACGAAGUUAUGACUUGAAGCAGAAAGUAUUGAAAAGACAAUUCGAGUUUGAGGAACUUUCGUGAAUGAGGAUUCAGAUAUGUCGAGGCAAAAUGAAUCCAGAUCAACUCCAGAACGAAGAAUCCUUGGUGAACUGGGAAACUCCACUCCAGAUUCGCCAACAGCUAAUCUGAGACUACUUACGACUUUAGCAUCAAACUUAAAAAAUGUAACUUACAAUCCAUGCCAGGGAUGCUCGAGCUCCAGCAGCGUAGUGGAACUACCACCUGCGAGGGAUUCGAACUGUAUGAAACUACUUCCACGAAAAGAGAAGUCACUUAGUCUUUUGUGCAAUAAAUUUUUAAAUUUAUUCCCUUUAACAAUUGAAGAGAAUGCUCGGAAAGAAAUUUCUCUUAACACAACUGCUCAAGCUCUUGGUACCGAAAAGCGAAGAAUAUACGACAUAAUAAAUGUUUUGGAAAGCUUAGAAAUGGCUUCAAAAGCUGGUAAGAAUCAAUAUUUUUGGCAUGGACAAUCGCGAUUACCCAUGACACUUGCCAAACUAAAAAUGUCUGCUAUUGAGCUUGGAUUAAAGAAGCAAAUUCAAGAGAUACAAAAAAUUAAUAGAGCUUAUUUAGAUGAUUCGGGUCGAUCUUGUAAUAAUUAUUCGACAACUUUAAUGGUGCCUCAAAGUCCCGUUGUAGACUAUCGUUUCCCCGAUAACUCUGUUAAGGAAGACAAAAGUUUAGGUGUCAUGUGUCGAAAAUUUGUUAUGCUUUUCCUCGUCUCAUUAAAGAAUGGCGUUAUAAACUUAGAUAUAGCUGCAAAAGUCUUGAUCAACGAACAAGACAAUUCUGUAAAUAUAAAAAGCAGCACGACGCAAUCGCGAUAUAAAACAAAAGUUAGAAGGCUUUACGACAUUGCAAACGUUUUAUCCGCUAUCGGUUUGAUCGAGAAGGUUGAUUUAUACAAUUGUAUUAUUAGGAAGCCUAUUUUUAAAUAUACAGGACCAAGCAUCGAUUGUAUUAAUUUCGAUUCAGAAAUUCUAUCUACUGAAAAUGAAAGUCAAUCGCUAGUAGGAAUGACUACACCAAAUAAAAAAUCGAACGUCCUUAGUUAUCACGCAUUAAGUAGAAUUUCAAGAUUAUAUUCAAGUACCCCAAUCGGAAAUAAACGCGAGCCAAGGAAAAGAAAGCUAUUUGAUUCAGAUAAUAAAUUUAAUCGAACUCAGAGUUCAUCUAAUUUAAGCAAAUCGGAAACUCGAUCUCUAGAUCGUUUGGAUGAUUCAAUUUUACAAGUCGUUGAAAUGGAAUUGAAACGAAUGAAGUCUAACGAGCAUAAACCAAAAGUUUGUACUAAGCUCUUUCCAAGACACAAUUCUGAUUCAUGCAUUUCGCCUUCAAAAGAGGAUAUAAAUUUGGGCAGUGCAAAGUUGGAUAACGUAGCUUCAACAAUUCCUGAAGUCUUACAAAUAUCCACUACAGAUUCACCAGUUGCUCUUCCAGUAGUUAGUAAAGAAAAUCUAGUCAAUGAAUCCUGCAAACUUGUCACGCCGAUUCGCACGGUGCGAAUAAAUGUGCCUUUGGAGUUAAAAAUUACACCGUUCAAGUUGCAAGAAUGCAAUACCCCAAAAUUUGUGAAACUCACUAAUUUUGAUAUGAAGAAAUUGGUGCCCAUCUCGAAAGAGGAUAUUAAAAUUAAGUUAGCUUCUGUCAAUUCUACAGAGAAAGUGCAAAAUCCUAUCCACAAACCAAAUGUUGCAAUUAUGACACAGAUACCAAUUAAAAAGAUUUCUGCGGGUGAUAUUUUUAAAGCUAUAAAAGUAGGUAAUACGUUUCAAUUAGUUCCAAUCGAGCACAAAAGUGAUAGUAAUCAAAAGAAUUAAAUAAUAGCAACGAGGGAUGUCUUUAAUAGGCUUAACCAAAAGGUUGUGCUCAUAUUUUUAUAUAAUUGUGUCUAUCGAGACAUAGGUAAAUGCUAUGUCUAUAAUAAAACAAAUGUAUAUACAGAGAUUUUUUUUUAUAGAUUUAUGUAUUCAUUAAUUCGCAAGUAAAAAUGCACUUAUAUGCAUAAUUUGCAUAUUUCAGUUCUAUGUAAUAUGGCAAAA